GAGCUCCUGCCCUCCCUUGGCGGCGGCGGCGGCUCCACCUCUUCCUCUGCUCCCCGCCCGGCUUCUCAUCUCAUCUCGUCUCUCCUCUGUGGAGCCGCCGCCGCCGCCGCCGCCUAAUUCCCAGCCAGCGAUUAAGAGGCGAGGCCAGGCUCGGAUCCUGCGGCGGUAACAGCAGCCAGAGAGGCAGGCGGCGCCUCCGCCGAGAGGAAGGGCGCGCGCGCGCCUUGCGCUUUGGAGAGGGGGGGCCCGGCGCGCGCAGCCCCAUCGCCGGCAAGCAAGCAGCCCAGCAGCAGCAGCAGCAGCCGCCCGGCCUCCCCACCCGCUCCCGGCUCAGCCUGGAGCCGCGCGCCCAGUGCCCGGAGGCGGGGGCCAAGCGCACGUGGGGAAGGAGGAAGGGGAGCCGCGGAGGAGCCCGGCAUGGCGCGCGGGGGCUGCCCUCUGGCGCGCGGGGCGGGCUGAGGGGCCCCGCUCGCUCGCCCACCGGAAGGGCCACGCUGGAGCCGGGAGAGGUGCGCGGAGGAGGGUGACUGCGGGCGCCCCGCCUCCCACCCCGAUCUGGGGAGGAGGGAGCCCCCGGAGGCCAUCAUGGGGGCCCAGGUGAGCUUCGACGCCGCACCUCAGUGACCGGCCAGGAGCGCAUGCAAGAUGGCCGACCAGAGCAACAUCCAGUCGGCGGCUUCCAAGAGCAUCCGCCCCUUCCGCUCCAGCGAGGAGUACCUCGACGCCAUGAAGGAGGACCUGGCCGAGUGGCUGAACACCCUCUACGACCUGGACGUCCAGGUGGAGAACUUCAUGGACGUCCUGGAGACGGGCUACGACCUCUGUCAGCACGCCAACAACGUCAACCGCAUCGCCCUGGAGUUCCAGCAGCUGCACCCGGAGUCCUCUGCCCUCAUGAGGAUGCCUCAGAAGGAGGUGGUCUUCCAGGCCAAGAACGUGGUGCCUGGCUCCUUCAUUGCCAGGGACAACAUCUCCAACUUCAUCCAGUGGUGUCGCCAAGAGCUCGGCAUCCAGGACGUCCUGAUGUUUGAAACCAACGACCUGGUGCUGAAGAAGAACGAGAAGAACUUUGUCCUGUGCCUCCUGGAGGUGGCCCGCAAGGGCUCCAAGUUCGGGAUGCUGGCUCCCAUGCUGAUCCAGAUGGAGGAGGAGAUUGAGGAGGAGAUGAGGGACCAGAUGAGGGACCAGGUUGCCUACGGAGUGAUGGAGACGGAGCAGGCAAGCCAGGAGCUGGGACCUGAGGCCCCUGUGUAUCCCAGCAGGACUCAGAGAAUAACCUUGUGCGACCUCAAGAACCUAGACGAGCUGGUAAGAGAAAUCCUGGGCCAUUGCACCUGCCCGUCUCAGUUUCCCAUGGUCAAAGUCUCAGAGGGUAAAUAUAAAGUGGGAGACUCCAACGCACUGAUCUUUGUUCGAGUCCUGAGGAGCCACGUGAUGGUUCGAGUGGGCGGUGGAUGGGAUACGCUGGAACAUUACUUGGACAAACACGAUCCGUGCCGAUGUCCGUCCUUCUCUCACCGCCUCACGCAGAACCGAGGGCUUGGUUUUUCGCCCCAGAAGAUGGUGAGCCCUGGCAGUCCCCAAGCCGCCAGCCCCAGCGCCCAGCGCCGGGCUGAAGCGAUGGGCGUGCAUAAGCCCCCCGAACCCCUCCGUAUGGGGGACAAGCGUCUCUGGGCCGGAGGGGACGGGGGUCACCCCAAGGCGAGCCGUCCUGGCUACCCAGCCAAGUCAGCCGGAGACCCCGGCACUCCGAGGCAGGCGCCCAGCUCCGCGGUGAAGCAGGAGGGUCUCCCGACGCGGCCCGGCCCGUCUGCCCAGAGCGCCGCCAGCCCCUUGAGGGGACCAGCAGCCUCGGCCCAUCGAGACCUCGGCGAUGCCCGCGGGACCAACAGCCUCAGGCCCCCCCGAGCCCGGCGUCUCUCUGGAGACAGCGACUCUUCGGCAGCGUCUGCGCAGAGCGGCACCCCGGGCAGGAAGCGCCACGAAGAGGGCGCCCCGACACCCCGGAAGGAGUCUGGGAGGCGGAUCUCCGAAGGGGCCGUCCUGCAAGGCCACCCCAACCCCCGAAGGCAGCCGGGGAGCCGAAGCCAGUCCCGCGAGCGGGCGGGCCUGCCCAGGCCGGCUCCGGGGGCCCGGAGGGCGGAGGCGGAAGAGCGGGGCCGCCCCGGCAAGCCGGCCGCGCAGAGCCCCCGCCCCAGGGCCCGCAGCCAGGGGAGGCCCCCGGGGGAGGCCGUGCUGCUCAUCAGCCGCGGGAAGGACGGGCAGCACUCCUGGGCGCGGGCCGAGGACGCCAAGGGGAACGCGGGCGGCUCCGGCCGGUCCACGCCCAGGACCAAGAGUCCGGCAAGGGGGCACUUUGCCCCGGCCGGCUCCAGGAGUCCGGUCCCCUCCGGCCGCAGGGGCUCCCUUCCCGCCACCAGAGCCGCAGACCCCUCGGCCCGCACGCCGCCGGCGGGGUCCAGCCCGCAGAGACCGGCCGGUCCGUCCCGGGCCGCGGGGGAGCCGCCCGGCCGGGAGAGCGGCCCCGCCAGGCAGGCCUCGGAGAGCCUGGGGCAGGAGCUGGAGGCGCUGGCCCACUCCUUCCGCGCCCCGCUGCGGCUGGACCCCAGCCAGGAGCAGCUGCUCUACCGCCGCCUGGAAGAGGAGUUCCUGGCCAAUUCGCAGCUGAUGGGGCUGGAGGAGGACGAGGAGCCGGGGGAGCCCCUGGGCCAGCCCUGCGAGGGCCCCCGGCGCCUGCAGACCACCCCGGACCAAGGGGCCGCCGACUCGGCCUACUGCUCCUCCAGCUCGUCCUCGUCCUCCCUCAACUUCUUCAGCAAGUACGGCCUCCAGCAGCCGGAGCCCAAAGACGAGAGCAGGCGGCCCCCGGCUUCCCAGCGGCUGGGGGCCCCCGAGGCCGGCACCUCGCCCGCCGAGAUCCACAACGGCGCUGCCGACGCCGCCGACCUCUGGGACCCGCCUGCCCCCCUGGAGCGGGCCGGCCGCUGGCGGAAGCCCACCCUCUCCAGCUCCUCGGACGAAAGCAGCUGCUACGUGGGCCUGAACGACUUGCAGGAGGUCCAAGAGGGGGUCGAGCUGGCCGAGCCCGGGGGGGGCGGGCUCUGGGGCACGGCGGGGCUGGCGGCCUCCCGGGCCGGCUCGGAACCGUUGCCCCACGAGGCGGUUGGGGAGCCUCUUGCCGGGCCCCGCCAGGGCUCCCCCGAAGCCCGCCCGCCCGAGGAAGUGGUCCUCCGGCCCAAGUUGGCUCUGAAGCAGCCCGACCGCGUGCCUUCCAUCUACAAGCUCAAGCUGCGUUCCAUGGUCAAGCCCCGCACCGACUCCCAGCCGGACAAGAAGCCCUCCAAGAUCCCCACCCCGCUCAGCUACAAGGCGGCCGGGGGGGCUUCGCCGAAGGAGAGCCCCUCCCGGCGCCCCUUGGAGCACAGAGCCUGGACGGCUCUCCACAACGUCUUCUCCUCCUUUGUGGAGCCUCCCCGGGGCCCGGCGGAGUCCGGGGUGGCGGACGAGGGCGCCUGGGCGUGAGGGGCGCCCGGGAGUGCCGCUCGCCCCCUUCUGCCUGCCGCAGCUGCUCAGAUCUCCCGGCCGCCCCGUAGCUGCCGCUGCUGCCGCCUUGGGCAUGUUCCCGCCGUGACCCUGACCGUGCUGCUGGUUUGAACUGUGUGGUUUUUUUGCAGGGAGGGGACCUGGAUUUGGAGGGUGGGGCUUCCAGAGGCUGGAGGGCCGCCCGGCUUCGGUCACGGCUCCUUUUCUGUGAGAUGCUUUUCGGGGAAAGUCCUUGAGCACUGGAUCCACGGCGGGAGGCUGGAAGAAGCCGCCUGCCUGUGGGGUUGAUCUUCCCCGUUGGCCGACGGCCCCGAUCCUUGACGUUGAGUUUCUUGGCCCCUCUAUUUUUUCUUAGCCUUCUGAAUUCAGUAGCACUUUUGACCUCGAAACCUCUCCCUUCUCCCUGUCGUUCCACGCCUCAACCCCUGGUCUCCUUUGGAGGUGUUUGCAAAAUAAAGCCAAGAAGCAGCUCCUUGGCCUAACUAAAGGGGUCCCCAGAUGUCAUUGGACUAUGAUGGGUCUUGUAGUCCCACAACAUCUGGGGACCUGUGCUUGGGAACCCCUGAGUUACUCCAUGUCAUGUACCUGGGGAUGAUGGGUGUUGUAGUCCAACCGCAUCUGGAGUCCCAAGGUUGGGAGCCCCUGGGCUACCCUGUAUCGUAUACCUGGGGAUGAUGGGAGUUGUAGUCCAAUGACAUCUGGGGACCCACCGGCCAAAUAGAUUAUGGAGACCCUCAGGCCCUCCAAAUAGUGAUUGGGAGCGGGGUAAGUGGUUGCAGGAGAGGGACCAUGGUAUGACUGACUCCUGAGUAUGCAAGGUGGCGUGCUUAAAAAAAAAAGAAAAGACAACCCUCUGGUUUAGCAGAUGAUAUUUUUAACAAGUCAGUGCGUUUGGAGAGGCCAGGGGACAGGAGACGCUGAAGAAUUGCACAUGAAUUCCUCUUCGGCUGGGCCAUCUUGGUUUCCCCAGGGCCGUUAAAAAACCCCUGAUUGCCCGCCUCCCCUGUACUGUAGGUGUGUUUAAUAAUCUAUGCAUAUUUAUAUAAGUAAUACGGAGUGUUUGCUCUUCUCCCCUAUGAUGCCUCCCAUAGAGUGCCCGCCAUCCGACCCCCAUGAAUGUAGCUAACUGAACUGACCCGCGAGCUCUCGAACCCGGACAGUAAAAUGUUGACAAAUCA
This is a messenger RNA of Hemicordylus capensis (graceful crag lizard), 4721 nucleotides long. RefSeq names its product growth arrest specific 2 like 1 (gene GAS2L1). The record is from RefSeq and is a predicted model, not a curated record. Gene Ontology annotation, molecular function: microtubule binding; cytoskeletal adaptor activity; actin filament binding. Lineage: Eukaryota; Metazoa; Chordata; Lepidosauria; Squamata; Cordylidae. Gene Ontology annotation, cellular component: cytoplasm; stress fiber; microtubule plus-end. Gene Ontology annotation, biological process: microtubule bundle formation; regulation of microtubule polymerization or depolymerization; actin crosslink formation. The coding region runs from base 646 to 3522 and encodes 958 amino acids. The transcript has 6 exons.